UCUUCUUCUUCUUCUCUGUAUAGGUUACCUAAUAAUGUGAAAAGGGAUUUAAACAAUAUGCAUCACCAACACAUGUUUGUUGUAGUUUUGAUUUGUUGUAGUUUUGAAAAUGGGUUGCUCGAUUUGUUGUAUAGGUUCUCGAUUUGUUGUAGUUUUGAAAAUGGGUGACGACCGUAAGGCGAUGUAUGAUGGAUGGAGUCGAACUGGCGAGCAUACUAUGGAAUGGGCUCGUAUCGCAAAUGCUUUCAUGACCCAAGCCUUUGCCAGUGGUUGUACUGUUGCGAAGUGCCCGUGUAAGAAUUGCAAGAAUCGUCUACGUCAGUAUAGACAUGAAAUACAGGUUCACCUUUGCAAGGACGGAUUUAUGCCUGAGUACCUGGUGUGGCACGAGCAUGGGGAGCUGGAGCAUGCCAGUGAGUCAGACGGAAACGAUGAUGAAGAUCGGAUGGAUGAGAUGAUAGCGGAUGUUGGUAGGGAGUACGAAAAGGAGUCACCGCCGGAGGAGGUACAGAAGUUUUUCAGGCUUCUUGCCGCCUCAGAUGAAAAAGUGCAUGAAGGUACCAAUGUGACCGUUCUGCAGGCGGUGACACGCCUUAUGGCGAUGAAGUCCAAGUACAAUUUCGCGAACAAUUGCUACAAUGGUAUCUUGAAGCUGAUCAUUGAUCUCCUUCCCUCAAAUCAUAAGAUGCCGAAAGACCUAUACCAAUCUAAGAAGAUUUUGGCCGGUCUGGGCAUGAAUUAUGAGAAGAUUGAUGCGUGCGAAAAUAAUUGCAUGCUAUUUUGGAAGGAACACGAGAACGAUACUCAUUGUAUGCAUUGCAAUGCGUCCAGAUAUGUGGAGGUCGUGAGUGAUGAUGGAGAGAAAGUAACUACAAAAGUAUCGGUCAAACAACUUCGGUACAUGCCUAUCACGCCAAGGCUUAAACGGUUGUAUCUGUCCCAAGAAACAGCAAAGCAGAUGAGGUGGCAUUCCGAAGGUAAACGUGAGAGCGAGGACAAAGAUAUUAUGGUGCAUCCUUCAGAUGGCGCAGCUUGGCAAGCUCUGGACCGUUUUGAUCCGGAGUUUGCAAAAGACUCCAGAAAUGUUCGUCUUGGGUUGUCAACAGAUGGUUUCACUCCUUUCAGCACCAGCAAUAGCCCUUAUUCUUGUUGGCCUGUUUUUAUCAUGCCCUACAAUCUGCCUCCCAACAUGUGCAUGAAAGAAGGAUAUAUAUUCCUCGCGGCCAUCAUUCCUGGUCAUAAACAUCCGGGGAAGAAAAUCAAUGUGUUUAUGCAGCCAUUGAUUGAAGAGUUGAAAGAGCUGUGGCAAGGGGUAAAGGCAUAUGACAGCCAUAAAAAAUGUGAAUUUACCUUACGUGCCGCGUAUCUAUACUCAAUCCAUGAUUUGUUGGCAUAUGGCAUUUGGGCUGGCUGGUGUGUCCACGGAAAAUUGUGCUGCCCCAUAUGUAUGGCAGACACGGAUGCGAUCUGGCUGAAGUAUGGAAAAAAAGUCAGUUUCUUUGAUUGCCAUCGACGAUUCCUUCCUUCUAACCAUCCAGAGAGGAGAGAUAUUCAAUCAUUCCGAAAAGGCAGGAAGGUUACAAAAGGACCAUCUCGUCGAUUGACAAGCGAACAAAAAAUGGCAUGGCAUGAAAAGUUGAAAGAGUCUGUAGAAGGUGGCUUCGAAGGGUAUGGUAAAGAACACAACUGGACUCAUAUUUCAUUUCUUUGGGAGCUACCAUACGCAAAGGCGCUGCUUCUACCGCACAACAUUGAUUUGAUGCACCAAGAGCGUAAUGUCGCUGAAAGCAUCAUAAGCAUGUGUUUUGAUUUUACCGGUCAAACCAAAGAUAAUUUGAAUGCUAGGAAAGACUUAGCUGAUCUUUGUGAUCGUCCUGGGCUUGAGGUUAGAACAAAUACAAGUGGAAAUGAAAGUAGGCCACGAGCUCCAUACUGUGUGAAGCCAGAAGAAAGAAAGCAAAUAUUUAGUUGGUUGAAAACAUUGAAGUUUCCAGACCGCUAUGCAGCUAACAUCAAACGAUGCGUCAAUCUCAACACCGGUAAACUCAAUGGGUUGAAGAGUCAUGAUUACCAUAUUAUGAUGGAAAGACUUGUACCGGUAAUGUUCCGUGGCUACUUUAAGCCUGAUUUGUGGAAGAUGCUUGCUGAACUUAGCUACUUCUACAGGCAGAUAUGUGCUAAGGAAGUGUCGAAGAAGAUGAUGCGGCAGUGGGAGAAAGAAAUCGUGGUGCUUGUAUGUAAGAUGGAAAAAGUCUUUCCGCCUGGCUUUAUGAAUGUGAUGCAACAUUUGCUGGUGCAUUUACCAUAUGAAGCGUUGGUAGCAGGACCUGCACAAUUCAGGUGGAUGUAUAGUCAGGAAAGAGAAUUGAAAAAACUUAGAGCUACAGUACGUAACAAGGCAAGAGUAGAGGGAUGUAUUGCAGAGGCAUUUGCAGCUAAAGAGAUAACAAACUUCUGUAGCAAGUAUUUCUCACGUUCCAACAAUUUGAAUGCAUCUACGACACGAUAUCAUAAUGUAGAAGAGCAACCUACGACAGAGCUUCAGAUUUUUCAUUGGAAGGGUAAAGGUGUUGGGGCUGCCACUUCUCAUUAUAUUUCGGAGGAAGAGAGGAACUACACCAUGCUUUACCUGUACUUCAACAUGGAGGAAUUGUUACCAUAUUUCAAAAUGUUUGACGAGCUCUAUUGGACAUCUUCUCGAAGACCCACACAAAGUCAAUUGGAUAAGCUACGCCGUCAAGGCAUAAAUGGUGGCCCAAACUUCGUGAACUGGUUUCGUGGACAUUGUAUGGCCGAUGCCAACAUCUCUGCUGACUUGCGCCAGAUGUCACAUGGUCAAUUGAAAGGAAGGGAGUUUAACCGAUAUGACAUCAAUGGAUAUCGUUUUCGAACAGCAAGUUUAGAAGUCAACCGUCCACUUGCAGCCACCUCAAACAGUGGAGUCUUAUUAACGGCCGCAGAGGGUAGUGGAGAAGUGAAUAAUUACUACGGUGUUCUUCAAAAAAUAAUUGAGUACACAUUUGGCGGUCCGAAAGAGCUGAAGCUUGUGUUUUUUGACUGUCAAUGGUUUGAUCCAAAAUCCGGCACGCGAGUGGAUGAUUUUGGAAUGGUGGAUGUUAACCACAACUCGCGGUAUACAGCCCAUAACAACAAUGUUGUACUUGCGCAUCAAGUGGAACAGGUGUACUAUUUAAGUUAUCCUCAUCCGAGUUUGAAAAAUUGGUGGGUUGUAUAUAAAGUUAACCGUGAAGUGCACCCUCAGCGUUUUGAUGAGUACGUAGAGAAUCAUGAAGAUGAUGAUGAUGUUGGUGUCUAUCAAGAAGAAGUCGACGAUGAGUAUGUAGAGAAUCAUGAAAAUUUUAGGAUAUCUUCUGGGACAGGACUCGCAGAAAUAGCUAGUGGUACCCUAGAGUUAAUGUCAGAAGAACAAGAAGUAGGCCCUUCAAGAAAACGUACUCGACAGUCACAAAGGAUCAUUGAAAAACAGCAAAGGAUUAUCGAAGAACAAGAGAUAUUUGAGGAAGAGAGUGAAGGAGAAGAGAUUGAAGAAGAUGUAGUGCAAGAAGAAAUGGAAGAACUAGAGAGACGUGAACAACGUGUGGCGGAAGCAGAUUCUGAUGCUGAUGAUUUUUUAUUAAUAUUUGAUUAUAUUAGUAUGUGGAAGCAGCUAAAGGGGAAGGUUAGGCGCGGUGGUACUUCGUCCUCUACGUCUCAGCCCAGUAGUGGUUCAGACCGCCCGGACCCUUUUCUGGGCACUACCCCGAACGCACAGCGUCAGAGGCAGUUAAGGUGUCUUGUGGAUGAGCAGGCACCAGAGAGCGAGGUUGUUGGGAGACCGUUCGAGGAGGAGACUGAGGCUGCCAGGCAGCCGGCGGAGCAGGGAGUAGGCUCAGGAGCUGACUUGAUAGAGGAGGUCUUUGGGCGGUCCUCCUCUGAGGGCGGCUCUGAGGGCGGCGGUAUGGAGGGCGAUGACGAGGGCGAUGACGAGGGUGAUGAUCUCGAUCGAGAUGCAAGGUUGGCAAGAGCGGCAGAGAUAGCUGAGCAAAUGCAGAGGGUGGAAGGGAAAUGCCCCUACAGAGAGAAGCUUGGAUAA
Molecule: messenger RNA, 4093 nt
Organism: Panicum virgatum (switchgrass)
Lineage: Eukaryota; Viridiplantae; Streptophyta; Magnoliopsida; Poales; Poaceae
Exons: 5
Coding region: 110-4093 (1327 amino acids)
Source: RefSeq, a predicted model, not a curated record